AGAGCUAGCUCGUCUGUCUUUACGCGGUCUCUCUUUUUACUCUACAACGUACACGGUAGACAGUCGGAGUUCAGCCGAUCAGGAACGCGGUUACGUUCGCUCCGAUUACAAUUCGCAAACGUAAACAAAUUUUUUUAGUCAUUUUUACUCAUGCUCCAUUAAUUUAUUGGCUAACCGAGUGACUGCUUACUCAUCCGCGGUUUAAUUUACCGUCAUAAGGAGUUAUUACUACGCUUUGGUCAGACGUUUUAAUUUACUAGUUGCGUUGCCGCGUGAUUUUGAAUUUCAAAUAUUUAAAAUAAGUAAAUAAGUUAACAGAGAAUUGUGUCAUCAGAACCACGACGGCAAAUGAUGAAGAGUAGACAUCAAUUUCGUAGGAGAUUUAGUCUUCAACCAUCUUCUUCUUUAAAAGAAGAAAAAGAAGAUGGACCUACUAAAAGUAUCAGAAAUGAAAGACUCGUAGAGUCAGAAACAGACGAAAAAUCAUCAGAUGCGCCAGCCCGACACAAAAUAGUCGUUAUGGGAGCAGCAAAAGUUGGAAAAUCAGCGAUAAUAAAUCAAUUUCUUUACAAUACAUUUUCACCAAAGUACAAACGGACUGUCGAGGAAAUGCAUCGGGGCGAUUUCAAUGUAUCGGGAAUCCAAUUAACUCUUGACAUACUCGACACUUCGGGUUCAUAUGAUUUCCCAGCAAUGAGAGAAUUGUCAAUAAGGUCAGCAGAUGCAUUUGUUUUGGUCUAUGAUGUUAAUGAUGCCAGUACGUUUGCCGAAGUUGAAGCCCUCAGAUCCCAAAUACUCGCUAGUAAAGGAACCGUUCCGAUAGUCGUCGUCGGGAAUAAAGUUGAUCUGGUUAUAGAAAAUGACAACGAGACUGAUUCCGACUCAGAGUUCCAGGUAAAUACAGAACGGACAAGAGAAUUAGUGGAGACUGAAUGGGAAAACGGAUUCGUUCAAGUAUCGGCAAAGGACAACUUCAACAUAACUCAAGUAUUUAAAGAGUUGUUGGUCCAGGCGAAGGUCAAGUACAAUCUGAGUCCAGCAUUGAGACGCAGAAGACGUCAAUCUUUACCUCCGCCUCAGCAUAAUUCGCGCACCAGCACCGCCCAUGUACCGUCACUUCAACAACUGCAACAUUUGCAGCAAAUACGCGAGCGUUCCGGCGGUAAAAGAAACUCUUGUAUUCUCUCGUAAACUAGAUUUUUUAUUUUUACAUUUUAAAUUUAUUUAUUUACAACAAUAAGAAAUUACUUAAUAAACAUAAGUUAUUAUUUAUGACCAAAUUAAAAUGAGCUUUUCAAAAUAUUUUCAUCUAUAGAAGCUUUUAGUUACUUUGAGAUAUUUCCCGAUGCUGAAGAGUGAGAAAUAUAUAUAUAUGUAUAACAUAACUUGGAGUAAUUAAUAAAUUAUUACAUUACAUAAUUAAUCUUGACAUGUCAAUCCGAGAAAAUAUUUCAAAUCAUAUUUAUAAUGGUAAUAAUUAAAUAUAAAUAUUGUAAGGGUGGGUAAUUAUUUAUCUGGAGCCUCUUUUAAAUAAUUAAACGUUAAUUAAUUAAAUAUAUAUGUAUAUUAUGAAUAAGUCUUUAAAACUUGAAUAUAUAAUGGUUGUUAUUUUUUAUUUACGCCGAUUUACUAGUCAAUAAAAAAUUAACGAGGCGCAAUAAUGUCUCUGUAAUUUUCUGCUAUAAAUUUAAAUAUGUAAUAAUAAAUAUAUGUAAUAAGUAUAAUAUGUAAAUUGUGAAAAUAUAUUUAUUUCACUCUACAACUGUAAACAUAUAAAUAUAUAUAGUAUAUGUAUUAGGGUGGAUAAAAAAAAAAUUUGAAUUUUCCCGCUCUCGCAUUCAAAGUCUGACAAAAAAAAAUUUGAAUUUUUCCCGCCCUUUUAAAAAAUUUGAUGGAAAAAAAAUGUUGAGAAGUUUGAGUAAAAAAAUUUGAGACUGCUUAGAAAUUUUGAAAAUUUUCAAAAUUUGUUUUUCGCGGCAAAAUUUAAAAAUUACAAAAAAUUUUUUUCUAGCCGCAGAUUUUUUGAAAGGCGACUGAAGAAAAUUGAAAUUUUUUUCUAAACUACCCUAAUAAAUAUAUAAAUAUAUAUAUUAGUUGUAAUCAUAAAUUGUAAACUUUUUUUUUUAAUUGACAUAUAAAUAAAUAAAAUACAAUCAAUAGUAACAGCACAUGGAGUAUGUAAAUAGUUGUAAUGACUAUUAAUGAUAAUAAUAAUAUUUAAAAAUGUCAAUUUAAAUAAUUGGCUGUUUAAAUUUUGAAAUAAAAUUGUAAUUUAAAUAGUCGUAAAAAUAUAUAUAUUUGUCUUGUAUUGAGGUAUUUUUUAAUGGACUAUCAACUUUUAUUGCUUUUACUUUUCACUUUGUGUUUAUCAUGGGGAGCGUUUUAUUAGAUCGUUAAAGCGCGAGGAAAAUUACGAUUGGAAAAUUUUAAAAGGUCACAAUUCUCUUGCGGCACUUGGUAAAUUUACUCGUCAACCUAACCAGGGUUUUGGUUUACUUUUUAACGGAUUAAUUCAUUUUAUUUUAAGUUUAAUUAUAAUUUAUGGAGGAGGAAUAAUAUUUAUUCAGGGUGUUUACAUAUUUAAUUAUCUUGUUACUGUUCCACAUUUAGU
Molecule: messenger RNA, 2611 nt
Organism: Microplitis demolitor
Lineage: Eukaryota; Metazoa; Arthropoda; Insecta; Hymenoptera; Braconidae
Product: ras-related protein Rap-1b
Exons: 4
Coding region: 349-1191 (280 amino acids)
Molecular function (GO): GTP binding; GTPase activity
Source: RefSeq, a predicted model, not a curated record